UUAGCCUUUGUUGCCAGCCUCGUGGAUGCUGCAACUGAAUAUCUUCAUAAUGCGGACUUUGAGAGUACAAGUUUUAGCGGUAACUGGGUUUGCGCGGAUUGCACUAUGACGUCCUACACAGCAGAUGUACAUCACGGAAGUAGAUCAAUCAAGGUCACAAACAGACACCAUUACUGGUCAGCACCCCAGGCUAACGUCCACGUUCCUCCGGGGCACAACUAUGUCGCUAGGAUGUAUUUUAAGUUACUAAAUAUACCAAACAAUGUGAAAACUAUAGAAGUAGAUCUCAUGGCUGCUGUUAAUACUCAUGGCAGAGUUCACAGAAUAAAGACUGCUGUGCUUCCCCAUCAAGAACUAAGGUUCGGCUGGACAGAAAUUAGCGGCGAUUUCUUUGUACCAGCAGGUUCAACCAGUGUGAAGUUAUUCCUACAAGUAACCGAGCCUUCUGUGGACUACUUACUGGAUGACUGCAGUUUACAACAGCUUCCUCAUAAUCAACACUGGCAUACUGAUGCUGUCAGUAGAAUAAGUAACAUCAGGAAGGCGUCAGUGUCGCUCAGAAUGGCGCACGGAACACACGCUGAUGGUAUAUCAAUACAGCUUGUUCAGCAGAGACACGCCUUUCCGUUUGGUACAGCAGUAAAAGCAUCUUUACUGGUUGAUGACGCACACCAUGCCUAUCAGGACUUUAUAUAUAACAAUUUUAACUGGGCUGUCCUGGAAAACGCUCUGAAGUGGAGACUCCUUGAAUGGACAGAGGGACACCCAAAAUUUGAUACAGCAGUGAGAGCGAUAGCGACACUACGAUCGCAUGGAUUGCAUGUCAGGGGACAUAACGUAUUUUGGGCGGUAGAUGGACAUUCACCAAAGUGGUUAGCAGGAAAGUCCCAUACGGAAUUUAUCAAUGAAAUGAAAAGGCACAUCAAUGACGUUGUAUCGAACACCAACGGGACUUUAGAUCACUGGGAUGUUUAUAACGAAGCAUUACACGGACGUUACUUUGAGGAACACACUGGCGACCCUGAUAUCAUCCAAAAAAUGUUCAGUUGGCUUCAUGUCGCUCAGCCACAAACAAAGCUAUUCCUUAAUGACUACAAUAUUGUGAAUUCAAAUCUUUUUACCACGGCUCUGAAAAACCAGGGACUACAGCUAAUCAAAGACAGAGUUCCAUUGCAUGGGAUUGGUAUUCAGAGUCACAUUAAGAACUCUCAGAUAAAUCUUGAUGUACUUAAGUACAGACUGGAUAAGGUAGCAGAAGCUGGACUGAAGAUCUGGAUAACAGAGCUAACGAUUCUAGAAUCCGACAGUACCAAAAAGGCAGCGGCUUUGGAGGAGCUUCUAACUCUGUAUUUUAGUCACCCUGCGGUAGAGGGCGUUCUGUUGUGGGGGUUCUGGGACGGAGCAAUAUAUGAUCCCAAUGUGUCACUGUUUACAGGAUCUUCUAUAGCAGCAAAUGCUGCUGGACAAAAAUAUUUAGAUUUAGUGAAGAAAGCAUGGUGGACAGAUUACACCGAUACAAUGACUUCCGGUCAAGUGUUACAUACCAGUGUAUUUAAAGGAGACUACCAACUGCUGGUUAAGCAUAAUGGAAAUACAAUUCACCGGGAAAACCUGGUGAUAGAUUCUGCAGGGAAGGAUAUCACAGUCCAUGUAACGGACGACCAUCACGUCAUACAGAUUGCAUUCGGCUAAAGAACAGAUCAAAGAAAAAUUUUAAUUAU
This is a messenger RNA of Saccostrea cuccullata (small rock oyster), 1721 nucleotides long. RefSeq lists its product as uncharacterized. The record is from RefSeq and is a predicted model, not a curated record. Gene Ontology annotation, molecular function: hydrolase activity, hydrolyzing O-glycosyl compounds. Gene Ontology annotation, biological process: carbohydrate metabolic process. The coding region runs from base 106 to 1692 and encodes 528 amino acids. Lineage: Eukaryota; Metazoa; Mollusca; Bivalvia; Ostreida; Ostreidae. The transcript has 13 exons.